Molecule: messenger RNA, 450 nt
Organism: Notothenia coriiceps (black rockcod)
Lineage: Eukaryota; Metazoa; Chordata; Actinopteri; Perciformes; Nototheniidae
Product: protein SEC13 homolog
Exons: 3
Biological process (GO): protein import into nucleus; positive regulation of TOR signaling; COPII-coated vesicle budding
Cellular component (GO): nuclear pore outer ring; COPII vesicle coat
Molecular function (GO): protein binding; structural molecule activity
Source: RefSeq, a predicted model, not a curated record
CUCUGCUUUCAGCACGAUGCCCAGAUGGAUUACUACGGGACUCGCCUCGCCACCUGCUCCUCGGACCGCACCGUGAAGAUGUUCGACGUCAGAAACGGAGGACAGAUCCUGGUGGCUGACCUCAGAGGCCACGAGGGUCCGGUUUGGCAGGUGGCCUGGGCUCACCCCAUGUUCGGAAACAUCCUGGCUUCCUGUUCCUACGACCGAAAAGUCAUCAUCUGGAAGGAGGAGAACGGCAGCUGGGACAAGAUGCACGAGUACUGCGGACACGAGUCAUCAGUGAACUCUGUGUGUUGGGGUCCCUAUGACUUCGGUCUGAUUCUGGCCUGUGGCAGCUCGGACGGAGCCAUUUCUAUCCUCACUUUCACCGGAGAUCAGCAGUGGGACGUCAAGAAGAUCAGCAACGCACACACUGUGAGUUUGAGACACUUCUGAAUACUCAAUUCCAGC